This is a messenger RNA of Scylla paramamosain (green mud crab), 5966 nucleotides long. RefSeq lists its product as uncharacterized. The record is from RefSeq and is a predicted model, not a curated record. Bases 141 to 686 code for a protein of 181 amino acids. The transcript is spliced from 4 exons. NCBI's taxonomy places the organism in Eukaryota, Metazoa, Arthropoda, Malacostraca, Decapoda, Portunidae.
UGGCGGCUCAUCCAGCGGGGAGCACAUAUGGCAAGCUGGCAACACUUCCCUCUCCAACUGCGAGGAGUGACGCCAGUGUCAGAUCAGACAAAGUAGAAGGUGCACGUGCGCGCCUGCUCCAUCUUUCUGACACGUGUACAAUGAACAAAUUACGUAUUUUUGACUUAAGGAAGGAAUGUCUGUGGAUACUCUUUGCAUACGCCACACUUGCCGGAGCCUUGAUGUGUCAAGUGAACGAGCCAUCGGAUGAGUCAGGCUCGGGCAAUGGCGAGAAUCAGGCGUCCUUCAUCACGUGUCCCGGCCCGCGCGACCCCGCCAACCACACCGCCUGCUGCUACGGGGACGAGGACGGCCAGCCCGGGAACGUGGGGGUGCCGAAGUGCUGCCUGCCGCUGCCUCCUCCCCGCGGCCUCUUCUACAUCGAUGACCAACUGGCAAUGAUCAUCGCCCUCAGCGUGACAACAGUGUGUGUCAUCUGCACCAUCAUCAUCAUUGUGUGCUGCUUCUGGUCCCGCUGUCCUCUCUUCACUGCCUGCAGGAUACGCUACCACCAGGACGACAUCAUAGCCUAUGCAUCCAAGGACGAGGAGACGGCUGGGCUGAAUGACAUGCCACCUGAGGAGACCAAGGGUGUCAACGUGUACUCGCCCAAUGCAGUCAAGGUUACCAUGAAGGACGACGUGUAGAACCCAGUGGUGUUUCACUAAGAGGCACAACAUGAAGCACAAUAUUGAUGCCCCCUCAGAAGCACACCUUAUCAAUUAUGUUAUGUUUAGUAUAUGUUUGUCACUUUUUUUAUGCGUGGAUUUAUGUUAUAUUUUGUAAUGAAAUGUUUAAGUUUACCUUUAUGAAGUUACCGUUUGCACAAACCUACAAACAUUAAUUUCAUUUUCUGUAAUCAUGCACAAGCUUACAGAAUAUGGGCUUUGAGGAAUUUAAUAAGUGUUAAUAAUGAGAUUACCAAUUGUAUGGGUAAAUCUGCUAAUCAACACCAUGUUGCUAAACCGUUUGAAUGAAAUUUUAUAUGGCUCAUUUUAGAUUCUUUACAAUUUCAGCAAGUGAUGUUUAUAAUGACCGGCCUUAAGUACUCUGUAUGAAAAAUGCCCAGUAAACAAAACUAAUGAAGUUCUGUUGAGCAGUGCGUUUUCACUAAUGUGAGGGUGUUCAAGGGACGCUAUUUUAAUUAGAUAAAUUUGUGCCAAAAUACGUAAAUUAUAUUACAUUAUAUAAGGCAGGCGCAUCAAGGGUGGAAGAAGUAAAAAAAAAAAAAAAGUAGUGAUGCGAAAAUGUAUAGGGAAGUCUUAUGUUUGAAAUAUCAUAGUUAAGAAAACUGAGAGGAAAAAGAUCUGGCAGGUAACCCAUUCAGUGGUACAGACAGUUUACAAUCUUCCCAAAAUUCUCUCUUGGUAGUUACAAAAGAGAUACUAAACUGUAGUGGAUAUAAGUAAUUUACUGUUCCCUGAUUAUGAAAAUAUCACCCUAAACCUGAUCAAACUUUCCAGUAGUAUCCAGAGUGUAAUGAAACUGAUGCUGUAAUACUGAAAGGGUUAAGUAAAGGUCAUUAUAACUUGGUCCUUGUUAAAACUACCAUAGCAUUUUGAUACUGAUGUGAAAGAAAAUUACAGUAAUAAUUUCAAUAGAAGACUGUCAAAAUUAGUCUUUAUUUAUCUUAUUUAUUUUGUGCUUUAGGAAUGUUUUCAUGGUUAUCAAUAGAGAAAUAUAACAAAGAGGGCAUGAUAAGAUACUUGGCAUUCCACCCCAUAUCAGUAAGAACAGGAUUGAAGUAAUAGUGUCAACUUCUUGUUUAUUUGAAGUUUAAUGCCUUUUAAAAUUUAAUACCAAUCUGCUUCCAGGCUGCUCAGAUAGGAAUAGGAAAGCCAGUAGAUUUUUUAUAUAACAUAGUAAUAUGUAACAAUUUAGCUUCAGAAUAUGGGAGUGAUUAAUAACUAGUAAGUGAAGACACUUGUGCCUCAGUUAGGGAGGAAUCUCUUCUGAACUGAGUGAAAAUGUCUUGCUUCAGUAUGGAGUAAUUGCUUAGCAACCAGAUGAAAGUUGCUUUGUCUCAUGAUUUGAAAGUAAUCUCUUAACAAAUGAAUGAAGACAGUUUUACAUCAGUUUGAGUAAUCUCUUAGGAACCAAGUGAAGGCAGUUUUGUAUAAAUUUACUGGUAAUUUCUUAAUGAAGAUUAGUAAGAUUUUCUAAGGUGUUUUGAUGAUGUUGAUAGUUUAACAAGUAUUCUAUAUAAUCACUGGGAAACUGAUGAGAACUCUAUCUCUAUGAAGUAAUCCUUAUUAAUGCACUAGGCAUUUAAAGAUCCAAGCCCUAGAUUACUGCCUCAAGUACUUGAAAUGUCACAAUGUCGUCAAGUCUCACAGUCAUCCAUGGAAUGGUUAUAGCAUGUGUUGGUUUUAAUUACAUACAAGUUCAGAUAUAAAGAAUUAUGUUCAACUCUUUGCAGAAUAUUUGUAUUACCAACAAUAUAUUUACAGAUGUUUAUACUAAAGAUACUAAUCAGGUUGGCUGAUGUAGUUUUGCCCUAAAACCUUUUCUAAUACAAGGAAGGUGAACUUACAGAAUGAGGCAGAGUUCCAGAGCUUGCAAGUUUAUUUAUAAUGUUAUCAUGUAAGUUUGUGAUCUGACUGUGACUUGCCUAUGAUGUGAUGUCCCAAAGUGUCAUAAUUUUCUCAGGACUGAGCACAAACCAUCAUUGCCUCUUGCUAGACAGGAAAUAGUAGGACCAGUUUUAUAUGGUACUUCUCUUUGGAGAUCUGAAGUACUGUAGCUCACUUGCAGUGCCUCCUCACUCUUCCUCCAUGAACUGCCUGGAGAUGUGGAUGCGUAAUAGUGUAUUUAUUUUUUUACAAACUCUUUCUACAACAUUUUACUAUGAAUAUCUCAUCAGCAGCAAGAGAAGACACUUUUUUACAUCCUGAUGAUAGAUAGAAGGAUUACUUACCUGUGAAAUAUUUUUUUUGUAUCCAGCAGUAUUCCAUCAGUGAUAAUUGAUUAGCAACUCCUAGUAGCAUUGAUGUACUACCUAAGUACAUUUCAGCCUCACUUUGUGAACAGAGUCCAUCAGUGCAGUGUUUAUAGAUUAUGACAGAGGAGAUAUUCCUUCAGCCUAUAUAUAGAGAAAGAGAAAGAGAGAGAGAGAGAGAGAGAGAGAGAGAGAGAGAGAGAGAGAGAGAGAGAGAGAGAGAGAGAGAGAGAGAGAUACCAUUAGUAGUAGUUUGAAAAAAAUAACUGUGUGAAUGCAUGCACAUAUAUAGUACACGUAUGUAAAUGUAUGCUCUAGGUUGUGUGCAAUCAUUUAGAACUAGUAUAUUCUCUAUUUGUAUUGGAGUAGAGAAACUAUUCGUCUACUUUAUACGGCUGUUAAUAACUUAAGUGUGAUGCUUAGUGGGUAUCCUUGAUGUUGCAUCCUUUGUAGCAUUGCAAAAUAGCCCUUGCUCAUGAGGCAAAUUUGUUUCAGUCCAGCGAAUAACAAUUCCAUCCUGAAGGAAUCUCAUGUAUUUGUGCUAGAUUCUCUUCAUUAUGUUAUGGCAAGUCUCUUGCCUUUAAAUACAAAAUGCCAUGGAUGCUGUCAUAAUUCAUGUAAUACAGCUGAUAAUAAGGAAGGUAUUGCAUCACUGGUUGUUCAUCUUUGUACAUCAUGCAUGUCCUGUAUUAUAUGAAAGACUUAUUCAUAAUGUUUGAACAGUAAAAUGCAUCAUGGACAACCACCAGUUCCUAUUGUGACAACAGGAAUUGGUGGCUGUAACUGUAGUAAAUUUAUCAAUUUAUCAAUAAGGUUUAUGCUCAAACUUCUAAGACAUAAAGUCUAGAAACUGAGCAUAUAUAUAUUUUUUUUAUGUAUAUGUAUCUUAUUUUCAACCUAACAAAAGUUUUGUAUCCUCAAGACCUUAAUUCAUUUUGUUCAAGAUGCACAAGUGAUUGAGUCCAAGAACUUUGAGUACCAUAUGUAUACCACUAUAGAUUUAGACAUUGUUGUAACAAGUCUGGUGAGAAAUAGUAAUUCUUUGCUGUCAUGAGAAAUGUGCAUUAAUUGAGUUUUCAAAUCUGAUAAUGACAGUUGUUUUCACAAUUCAUGAAGAUGAAUCCUUAAGUAUUAUUGUAGAUAUGUAAAUAGAAGAGGAAUCUUUUAUGUUUUCAUUGUUUUCUAGUCAUUUAUGUAUUGCACUGAAAUAUACAGCACCAAGAAUCACCAGGACCUGAAAAGACCUGUGCAAUGUUCAGAAAUGUGCAAGCUUGCUUUUUGUUGCAAUUGGUUACUGGUCUCUUCCAGAAGUGAGGGUUGGUGUCCUUUACCAUACCAUAUGCCAGCUUUUGUACUCUUUCUCUACUGCUACUCAAGGGUGAUGUUGGGCUGGAGACCUGCUCAUCAUUGUCCAUCAUUUCUAUUCUUCAAGUGAUGAUGGUGAUUUGCAAGUACAGCACUGAUUUACUUCCUAGAGUUAGUUAGGAUUGUCUACAUGGUGAUGGCUCAGUUGUGGCUAAGUCCAGUUUUGAGAUACACUCAGAGAUGUUUGAGUGAUGGGGUAGUCUUGUCUACUUUGCCACUGGGGAUGCUGUGUGUCCCCAUAAUAUUUCCUUUCAGCAGAAAUCCAUAGCUUGUGUUGGCAUUUCUGAGAGCUGUUGUGGGUGAUGAAGAAAUCCUAGGCAUCUUACUGAUGAUGGGUCUGAAUGUGGGUAGUUGUGGUUCUGAGAUAUGAGGUGUCUCAUCUCAGCUCAACCAGUUGAGCUGAGAUAUAUAAUUACUACAUGAACUUGUAUUAUCUGGGCUUGCUGGGAUCACAGCUAUCCUAGUGUGUUUCCCAGCCAUCCCCUUGUGAGGUAAUUGGCUAUAGCCUGAUCAUGCAUCAUCCCACUGAGGAAAUUCUUCAGAAUGAUUGUUAGAAGUUGAGAGAUAUUGCAUAAACAGUAUCAGGAAGAGAGUUUAAAAUAGGCAGUGCUUCAUAUGUAUAAAUAUUGUCCUUGGUGAGUUUUUUUUCAGCACUUUUAAGUAUCAUACAAUAUCCCACAUCAACAUUGUGUACAUACAUCAGUCAUUUAACCCUGUCAUAUAUACUUAUACACAUGUAUAGUUAUAUGCUUUACAAUCUUUAUAUAUUUUCUGUGAUCAUUUAAUAUUAUUUGUGAAAUAAGCCAAAGGUAUGUGUGAAUUAGAUGGUUUUAGUUGGAUGCAAAUGCCUUGUAUGUAUUUAUUUAAUUCAUAUGCUUGUAAAAUUUUGUAACUAUUUGCAUACAAGCUGCACAAUAAUGGAGGAAUCAGAGUAAUGCAUGGUGGUUGAGGCAGCUGUAAUACAAAUCAGUCUGGGUUUGCUUUACACUAAUAUAGUCCAUAAUCUUAAGAACAUCGAGAAUAGAUAGACUGUUAAAGGCCAGUUGAUCUACACAAAGCAGCUCCUGAUUGAGUGGUUCAUUAAAGCGACUUCAACUGUCAGAUUACUGUAAAGGUUUCUGUAUCAUAGCUUUAGUGCAAAUGUUUAAAGGAGAUUACAUAUUAUGUUACAUAUUGAUCUGGUUCAGUUAAUAUUCCUGCAAAGAUACAUGUCUAGUUUGUGUCAUAAUGUCAGAUUUUUCUGUGAAUCAUUAGAAAACAAUUGUUUAGAAUUUGCAAUGUUGAUUAGAUGAUAUUUGGUUGUUUUUCAUAAGACAUUUCUUUCACAGUCUGGUGAUACAGACAGAUAAGUAAUGGAUUUGCUUCAUGGCCUUAGAUUAUUAUUGUCAUUGUUAUUAUUAUUAUUAUUAUUAUUAUUAUUAUUAUUAUUAUAGGUUUAUUUAUUUAUUUAUUUACUUUAUUUUAUUUUUUAUGAAAUUCGAAAGCAUAUAGUAUGUCAUUGGGGCGACCACGCAACACUUAAUACACUAAUCGUGAAUGUGAAUGGAUCAAACAUACAGUAAUGAGCUAAGCUUAAUUAUUCUUAUAUAUGUGACACCUAACAGAAUAAAUGAUGGUAAUAGUA